AUGACCUUACUUUACUUUCUACUCCUCUUUCCUCUCCUUCUGAAUGCACUCUUUCUCAACUCGCCGCCCGAAUAUCAGCCCGGAUAUGGAUAUAUCGGACCCGCCUGUGCUGUCUUUGUAAGAUCUCCCCUUGGGAUUACUGUAGAUGAUUCUCUUGUUCAGGACGGCACUCUUUUCCUUCACGGCGUUUCGAAAAGAAAACUGAACGACCACGAACUGCACAUCUUCAGUGCCUACCAGGAUGAUUUGAGUACCUUCAAAGAGUCAGUCAGCCCUCUGUUCUCUUCUCGAACUUGUCUCUUUUCAGUUCUUCCUCUUCUUUCGACUCCUUCGAAGCCUCUUUCCCUUCGGUUCCCAAGUUCUGUGGCGGAUACGAUGAUUCGAUCGAAGUGGUUCUGGACUCUUGUAUCGUUCGGGUCAGUCGUCAGUCCCCCUCUUCCCUUUGAGUUUAUCCUUGUGCUUUAGAACAAUCACGUUUACGUGGGAGACCACCUCAUUCGUGCGCUGACAAACUUUGAAAAGCAGAAGGUUCAGCUGGUGAAAAUGAGAAGAAUGUACGGGGAAUCAAGGAAGAAGAGAGUGAGAAGAAGUUCCAAAACCCCUCUGUGAGUCGAUUUUCCUCUUCUUCUCUCAUGGUCUCUUCUAGUUUCAGACCAGGAACCCGUCCCCAGAGAGAUUUCAGUGAAAUGCUCCACAAAUUGCUCAACAUCAAUUCGACGGUCACUUCCCGCUUCCUUCCCGUCGUCAGUCAAAGCCCUCUGUUUGCAAUGGAAGGUCCGUGGCAGCAUUUGAUUGAGCUCGGGAAAGGUGAUUUCCUUUCUUCGGCUCUCCGCUCUCUCACUCGACACAUCAAAGUUUCAGACAAAGAUAUGAUGGACCUGCUGGCUGCCACACAGUUCAAACCUCCUCCGGCACCCCAGCAGCCGUCCGCUCCGCUCGUUGACAUCACAAAGAUCGACUCUCCCUACCGGGCGACGUUCACAACGAUGAAACCGAGAAAAUCACAGAAGCCGGAGAAGAAGAAGGAGAUUUUCAAUGUUUUCACAACGAAGAUUGUUCCCCCGAUCACGACGACAAGUACCACGACAACGAGCACAAGUACCACCACCACAGGUUAGGAGGAUAUACGUCCACUUCUCUCAUAAUUUACUCUUCCAGCUGCUCCCACGACAACCACUACUCCCCGUCAGAUCUCAUUGCAAACCCUUCCUCCUGCAACCACAUCUCGUCCAGUAAUCGAACGGACUCGUCCUUUUCCUUCUCCUUCUUCAUCUUCUGCAAGCAUUCAAACUGUCGUCGAUCCGAUUAUUCUGCAGUUGAUUUCAAAGGCUCUCGAGAAGAACGAACUCAUUGACGAGCAGGCUCUGAAGCAGGCGCUCUCCAUGAGAUCCUUCGGAACCACUUCAGUAACCCCCACCUUCCCUUCCCUCUUAAAUGCUCUUCUUUUCAGACGGCCCUUCCACUCCGCUUCAUCGUGCCGACUUCCGCUCCGUCCAGUCCGUUCCAGCCGUCCUCCCGGGUCGCCGGACUCUCCCACAAUCACCUUUUCAUUCCCCACCAACCGUUCACUUCACUCGCUUCCUCGGACUCGCGUUACUCGGCGCCGAAUCCGCUCUCCCAUCGACUUCCCAAUGAAAUCUGCCGAGUUCACGCCAACUCGAAUCCGUUCAAUUUCAACUUUUAA
Molecule: messenger RNA, 1684 nt
Organism: Caenorhabditis sp. 36 PRJEB53466
Lineage: Eukaryota; Metazoa; Nematoda; Chromadorea; Rhabditida; Rhabditidae
Source: the annotation of a GenBank genome assembly